AGUCGUGUCUGGAUGAGCUGACCCUGGAAUCCCUCAUCCCUCUUCAGCUGCUGCAGAACUACAUCCACCUGGCUGGAGGGCACCUGUCAAGAAUACCAGCCAAUCAGAUCUCCCUCUGCAUCAAGACCAAGCAGGAGGCUGUGGGUGUGGCAUGUGACAUCAUCAGGGUGGAGGUGGACAGGGGUCUGACUAAAGAACAGCUGUUGGACACCUUCAUCAACUGUGGGUUCCUGGUCCCAGUAGGUGGUGUGUCUGUGUGUAGUGGUAGCAGUAGCCUGGGCCGGUAGGUGGUGUUGGAGGGACUAGAGAAGGCCCACUCCCUGACUGAGCUGCUGGGAGACCUGUGUGAAGGCUUGGAGAACAGGGGCUCAGCCUACCUGCUCCACUGUGAGGCCUACUGGAUACUGACUCACUGACUAAAUGAAUUAACCAGUAAAUGAAUUAACGAGUGAAUUAAUUAAUGAUUGAGA
Molecule: messenger RNA, 470 nt
Organism: Coregonus clupeaformis (lake whitefish)
Lineage: Eukaryota; Metazoa; Chordata; Actinopteri; Salmoniformes; Salmonidae
Product: cortactin-binding protein 2-like
Source: RefSeq, a predicted model, not a curated record